AUGGAGCGGCAGGCAGAUAGGUACUGUGAACCUAGUACGACGUGGAACAUGGAGCGGCAGGCAGAUAGGUACUGUGAACCUAGUACGACGUGGAACAUGGAGUGGCAGGCAGAUAGGUACUGUGAACCUAGUACGACGUGGAACAUGGAGCGGCAGGCAGAUAGGUGCUGUGAACCUAGUACGACGUGGAACAUGGAGUGGCAGGCAGAUGGGUACUGUGAACCUAGUACGACAUGGAACAUGGAGCGGCGGGCAGAUAGGUGCUGUGAACCUAGUACGACGUGGAGCAUGGAGUGGCAGGCAGAUAGGUACUGUGAACCUAGUACGACGUGGAACAUGGAGUGGCAGGCAGAUAGGUACUGUGAACCUAGGACGACGUGGAACAUGGAGCGGCAGGCAGAUAGGUACUGUGAACCUAGUACGACGUGGAACAUGAAGCGGCAGGCAGAUGGGUACUGUGAACCUAGUACGACGUGGAACAUGGAGCGGCAGGCAGAAAGGUACUGUGAACCUAGUACGACGUGGAACAUGGAGCGGCAGGCAGAAGGUAUACCUGCGACCUCUGUGUACCGCUGUGUAUCAGGUUUUUCUGUGUACCUCUGUGUAUCAGGUAUUUCUGUGUUCCUCUGUGUACCUCUGUGUAUCAGGUAUAUCAGCGACCUCUGUGUACCUCUGUGUAUCAGCACACAGAGUAACCUGACUUUGUCCGACCAAGAGGAAGAGGAACUUAUGUCAUCUACCUCCCGAUCACGAGAUACAAGUCAGGAAAUGUCUGAAUCGGAAAACGAUAGAGAUGUCACCCCUAUUGCACAACCAACAUCCGCUGUACGUAUUCCAAAGAAGCCUAUCAAACGCAUGCGCAAACAGGAAGAAAUUGAUCCUGUCGGAGUUGCAAUGUUUGACUAUCUAAAACGAGACGAAGCCAUGGCUGCUAAAUCAAGCCCAGAAAAUGCGAAUGAUGAAGAUGAGUUAUUUCUUCGAUCACCAGUCCAAGCACUAAAGCGCCUACCAACUAGUACCAACGAUUCUAGUCAUGGUUAA
Molecule: messenger RNA, 1041 nt
Organism: Haliotis rufescens (red abalone)
Lineage: Eukaryota; Metazoa; Mollusca; Gastropoda; Lepetellida; Haliotidae
Exons: 4
Coding region: 1-1041 (346 amino acids)
Source: RefSeq, a predicted model, not a curated record